Messenger RNA from Trichoplusia ni (cabbage looper), 2603 nucleotides. RefSeq names its product rab-like protein 6. The transcript has 11 exons. Gene Ontology annotation, cellular component: cytosol; nucleus. Lineage: Eukaryota; Metazoa; Arthropoda; Insecta; Lepidoptera; Noctuidae. Bases 168 to 1940 code for a protein of 590 amino acids. The record is from RefSeq and is a predicted model, not a curated record. Gene Ontology annotation, molecular function: GTP binding; GTPase activity.
AUUUGUCAAUGAUUGUCAUGUCGUCAAAUAAUGUUUUAUGUUUUUAAUGCAUUUUUAUCACAAAUGUUUUUUUUUAUAAAUGAGAAUCACAUUUGCUUUUAGAAUUGCGUUGUGGUUUGAAUGAUUGUUUUGUGUUCAAGGUAAGUAUUGCAAUUUGAAUAUCAACAAUGUUUUCUGCUCUCAAAAAACUUGCAAGAAGUGGAGAUGAUCGCUGUGCAGCUCCUUUGCCAAUGUCUUCGUCUUUACAGAAGAAGUUCUCUAAAGGGGUUCACUUUAACAUGAAAAUACUGAUAAAAGGUGAUAGGAAUGUUGGCAAAUCUUGUCUUCUGCAGCGUCUUCAGGGUGGACCAUUUAUAGAAGAUUAUGUACCAACAGAUCAAAUUCAGGUGGCCCCAAUACACUGGACUUAUAAAAAUACUGAUUACAUAGUAAAGGUAGAAGUGUGGGAGGUUGUGGAUAAAGGUCGCACAAAGAAGAAACCACCUUUAGGCUUGAAAUUAGAGAACCAGUCAGCAGCAGCUGCAUCUGAAGACGGCUAUGAGACCCCUGUGCUUGAUGCUACAUUCCUUGAUGUGUAUAAAAAUGCUAAUGGAGUCAUCCUCAUGCUUGAUAUAACAAAACCAUGGACUUUUGACUAUGUGGUAAAGGAAUUAUCUCAAGUGCCAGCUGAUCUUCCAGUUGUUGUGCUGGGGAACCAUUGUGACAUGCAACACCAUAGACAAGUGCAUGCCCACCACAUUGAACAAGCUCUUCAUCAUGCUAAGCUAAUCAGAACUGCCCCUAUACGCUAUGCAGAGUCAUCAAUGAGAAAUGGUUUCGGUCUUCGCUUGCUCCACAAAUUUUUGAGUGUUCCUUUCUUGAGGCUUCAGAAAACAAGUCUUUUGGAACAAUUACAGAGGAACCAAAGAGACAUGGAAGAAAUUGAGAAUGAACUCAAUGAUUUCCAGAAUUCAGAAGAGUCCCAAUAUAACCUGUUUGUAGAUCGCCUUGCAAAUAAACGAAGGCAAAGUGCUGGUCAACCGGAGCCUCGUCCCAAUAAUGAUCGUUCGCCGAGUAUUGUGCUAGGUGCCGGAAAACCUAUUAUACCCCCUAGUGUUAAUCCACUGUUAGCGCAAUCAUUAGCUGGCAACGGACUGAAAGCACAAAGUCCAAUGAUACAGGCUCAAUAUGUAAGUCCUGAGUUGUUGAAGCCUAAAAAUCAAGUCAGUAUGGAGAUGACGCCACCUCGACUACCUCAACAAGAUAGUGGGCAGAGUACGCCCUCGGGUGCGAAUGUGUCGGCUGCCUCUGGAUGUUUAGACGAGUUUUAUGCGGGCACAUUGGAUAGUAGCUUUUUAGAAGAUCUGCCACCAAUAUCCAGUUCCAAUCAAGAAGUUUCUUAUGAUACCGACAGUGACGACGAGAAUAUCACUAAUCCAAAAGUGACUAUUGAUCAGGAAGACUUAGACUUCGAUAUAAAUAAUGCUGUCGAAAUUCGAUCAGAAAUUAAAUUGUCAACACCAUUCACGUCAAGAUCUAGUCAAGACGAAGACAACCUUGAGAAAAUGAUAAGUCGCGUCACCAUGAACGAUGAGGUCGAUAUUGAUAACAUGGAUAUUGGAAGUGGACCUAUUUUUGAAAACAGCCGCCAUCUUGACGUGCAAUUGCCGCUGGAUAACGACUUCCCGCUUUGGGCCGGUGAUACCAGCGCUAGAAGGUCUCCUGAAGGUGGUGAAGAUCCAGACACAGCUAAGGAACGAAGUGAGAAGGAGAAAAAACAUAAGAAAAAGAAAUCGAAAGACAAAGACAGAGGAGAUUACAACGAAAAGUCAGAGAGAAAAGAAAAGAAACAUAAGCACAAGAAAUCCAAAAGUGAUAAAAAGACUUCGAACCCGCAACAGGACCUACUGGCUCCCUCAUCAACUACAGAGUUCAACUAUGAAGAAUACGACAGCAUUUAACGAAUACUUUAAUGUUAUUUGAACUACAUUCCAACAUCUGCUUUCUGUGUCUAGAUAUAAAGGGAUGAACGAAAUAAUAUUUGAAUUACGGUUGUAUGAUGAGACGAUUGCGGUAUUAUUAUCGAAUAGUUUUAUGUAUGAUUACUUGCAUUCCUAAUUUGUAACUUGCCUUUAAAAGUAUUUUCUUUUUCUUAUUUGUUUCUUUUAUGGAAUCUCAAGCUUGAAUUAACAGUUUUGUAAAGAAAAACACUGUUUUAUAGGGCCCAAGGAGAUUGCCACGAAUGUGGUUUUUGUAUUAAAUGCUUUCGGCAUUAUUUAUUUAAUUCUUUUAUUGUAUUAAUGUGAGAUUUUGUUUCGUCAGACGAUGGAAAAUGACGCCAUGCAUCUAUGUAAACUUAUUAUUUUUUAUGUGUUUCAAUAUUAUACUAUUGAUUUUACAUUUAAUAAUUUUAUUAUUAUGUAUGUCUAUUUAAUAUUCCGAUUUAUAAUAAAGUGCUUAUUCUGACAUAUCAGUUUAAUCGAAGCUUUCUUGUUGUGUCAAAAUUUGCAAUUGUUAUUGUUUAUGUGCAAUAUAACGUAUGUGUGUAAUCAUAAGAAUAUUUAAAUUACCUCGUUACUGCAUACAUAUUUUAUCAUGUUACUAUGCUUGUUGUCUAAAUAAAA